AGGGGCUGGGCCUGCGGCCGACCGCUUGGGCCGCGUGUGCCCUGGGCGCAGAUGCCCCGGUGGAUUCAAGGGGUUGAUUUGGGGGAACCUCCUGGCUUCUCCCCUCUGCCUAGAGGGGCCCCUGCUGGCGCUGGGCAGCCGGCAGAGGGGGUGUAUGUUGGGUUUGCUGCCUCCGAGCUCACACCCGCUCCCAUCCCUGCCGCUUCCUGCCCACCCCCCUUCCCGGCGCCGGAAGGGUCCAACCUUUGUCCCUGUUCAGGCCGGACCCAGACCACCUGCAGCCGGUGCCAGAGGAACCUGUCACUCCAGACCUCCGUCAAGGGGCUGUACGUCUUCUGCGUCUUGCUGAUCGUCGCCGUGACGGUGCUGGCGUCCCUGGUUUUUAAGAAGGUCAAUUCUAUUGCCGAUGACAUCAACUCAGCCCAGACUUACUAUGAGAAGAAGAUCGUGUCUGUCCAGGAAAACCUCCAACAGCUUGGUGAGUGUUCAGAUCCCCACGGAGCUCCGACCCCGUUAUGUCUCCUGGCCGUGGCCGGCAAACCCUCGGGCAGCAGGGUGGACCUUGGGGUGCAGGAGUUUGCAUGCCUGCGGGCCACCUCGGCCAAGACGGGCGAGCUGGUGAAGAGCAUCCAGGCCAGCACGAGCGCGGCCUCGCAGCGCAUCAGCCAGAACGCGGAAGGCAUGCACGACCUGGUGCUGCAGGUGAUGGGGCUGCAGCUGCAGCUGGACAAUAUCUACUCCGCCCUGGACGACCCCGAGGAGACAGCCCACGACCUGCACGCCCGGCUGGACUUCGCCAUCCGCAACCUCUCCGUGGUCAUGGAGGAAAUGAAAGGGGUGGACGUGAGACACGGGCAGAUCCUCCGCAACGUCACCGUCCUGCGAGUCUUCGGCAGCCUGCGGGCCACCUCGGCCAAGACGGGCGAGCUGGUGAAGAGCAUCCAGGCCAGCACGAGCGCGGCCUCGCAGCGCAUCAGCCAGAACGCGGAAGGCAUGCACGACCUGGUGCUGCAGGUGAUGGGGCUGCAGCUGCAGCUGGACAAUAUCUCCUCCGCCCUGGACGACCACGAGGAGAACGCCCACGACCUGCAGUACCACGCCCGCUACGCGCAGAACCGCACGGCGGAGCGCUUCGAGACCCUGGAGGGGCGCAUGGCCUCCCACGAGAUCGAGAUCGGCACCAUCUUCGCCAACAUCAACGCCACGGACAGCCACGUGCACAGCAUGCUCAAGUACCUGGACGACGUGCGGCUCGCCUGCACCUUGGGCUUCCACGCCCACGCCGAGGAGCGGGACCACCUGAACAGUGUACCUGGCCUGCCAGGACCCAGAGGGCUCAAAGGCGACGUCGGGGUGAAGGGGCCCGCAGGCAGCAAGGGGGAGAAGGGUGACGCUGGGGGGCUGGGCUCUCCCGGCCCCCAGGGGUCCAGAGGCCCUCCCGGUAUCCCCGGCCCCGAAGGCGAGAGGGGCCCUGUUGGCUUGAAGGGCUUGCCAGGCCUCAAAGGCACCAAGGGCAGCUUCGGGCUGGCAGGACUCAAAGGACAGGUGGGCCUGAAAGGCGACGUGGGCCCUCAGGGGCCAGAGGGCACGCCGGGGCCGGUGGGGCCAGCGGGGCCACAAGGGAAGCCAGGGAUCCCAGGGAAGCCCGGGCCUCCAGGCCAAAUUGGGCUGACGGGUCCCAAGGGAGACCCCGGCGUGAGGGGGCUCCCAGGCGUACCGGGGCCCCCGGGCGUCUAAGCCACCCCUGCCUUGCGGGC
Molecule: messenger RNA, 1757 nt
Organism: Pelodiscus sinensis (Chinese soft-shelled turtle)
Lineage: Eukaryota; Metazoa; Chordata; Testudines; Trionychidae
Source: RefSeq, a predicted model, not a curated record